AUGGCUACCACCGCAGGCCCCACCCCAUCCGACCCCGUUACGGCACAGCGUCCUACCACUGUCAUGGACCCGACGGCCACCGUCUCCACUGCCUCGGGCGUCAAGCUCACUGCCCACAACCAGUACAAGGCAUCGCGCCUCCUGAGCACCGACCUCCCCACCGAUCCCUUGCCUCUCUUCCGCUCGUGGCUGGCACAGGCCCUCAACCCAUCCCCGGAAUCGGGCCUGCCAAAGGUCCGCGAGCCAGAGGCCAUGGCCCUCUCGACCGCGACCGCCUCUGGCAUUCCUUCCGCUCGCGUCGUUCUGCUCAAGGAAGUCGACAGCCAGGGCUUUGUGUUCUUUACAAACUACAACUCGCGCAAGGGCCUGGAGCUCAUUGCCAACCCCUAUGCCGCCCUCGCGUUCUACUGGCGCGAGAGCAGCAGGCAGAUCCGCGUCGUCGGCCGCGCCGAAAAGGUGUCCCGCGCCGAGAGCGAGGCCUACUUUGCUACCAGGCCUCGUGGGUCGCAGCUCGGCGCCUGGGCCUCCACCCAGUCGAGCGAUAUCGACGAGGACGCCCUUCCAGAGCACGUUGCCGCUGCCGAGGCUCGCUUUGAGGGCAAGGACGUUCCCUGCCCCGACCACUGGGGCGGAUUCCGCAUUGUCCCAUUCGAGGUCGAGUUCUGGGCUGGCCAGCCGUCCCGUCUGCAUGACCGUUUCCGCUUCUCGCGCCCCGAGGCCGCCGGUCCCGGAGGCGAGUGGGCCGUCUCGCGUCUGUCUCCCUAA
Molecule: messenger RNA, 765 nt
Organism: Apiotrichum porosum
Lineage: Eukaryota; Fungi; Basidiomycota; Tremellomycetes; Trichosporonales; Trichosporonaceae
Exons: 2
Coding region: 1-765 (254 amino acids)
Biological process (GO): pyridoxine biosynthetic process
Molecular function (GO): FMN binding; pyridoxamine phosphate oxidase activity
Source: RefSeq, a predicted model, not a curated record